GAUACAGAAGAUGGAGGAAAUGUGACACAGAAGCAUUUCGUAUCUUAUCCAUUUUAACGCUUAUAUAUUACAUUUUUAGUGAAAGAAUCGGGCAAUGUACGACUCUCCUUGAUGAUAUUAUCGAUUUCAACUAGUCAUGGUGCAAUUAUUUUACUACGAAAACUACGGCAAGUGUUGCAGGAAAAUUUUAAAUCAUGAAGGUUCUCCAAACAAGAUAAUGUUGUUCCCUGAUGAAGGUUGGGCUCGUAAUGCUCCUUCGGCUUAUUGGAUUGUUAAACGACCGUGGUGGAGUAGGAGUAUCUGCAAGAUUACAGAAGUUAGCGGUACUAGAAGACACGCUACAUGGGGUAAGAUUACAGAUCUUGGUAAAGGAACUAUGUAUAUCAAAGGGAAGUUUAAAAAGAGUGAUGAACCCGAUUGCAAAAUGUAUUUGACAUCUCACGUUUCCACUAAUGAUUUUCGUAUGGGUUAUAGUAUGACUGGAAUAUUGGAAAGAGGUAAUAAGAAGAACGGUAAAUUACAAUUUACUCAUUUUGCUAUGAUACGAAGAAGAGAUCACGAAAAUGCCAAAUAGAUUUUAAUUUUAAAAUAAUUUCAUUAUUAUUAUUAUUAUUUUUUAGUUUAAUGCACAAUUAUCAUUAUUUAAUUUUAAAUUGUAGCAUUUAAAAUGUUACAUAACACUAAUCAGAAUGAAAUUUUGUUAUCUGAUAAUGAUUGUAAACGAUAGCGCCUUCAUUAAUAUCCGUCGACCACUCUAAAAAAAAGAAAAAAACAAUAUUUGCAUGCGAUAAUCUUGGAUAAAUUUCUCAUGUAAUGUCUUUUUCUAACUUCAUAGAGAAAUAUUAUUAAUAAUACUUAAUUAGAUAGUUUUUAAAUGAUUAGAAUUGUAUGUAUAUCAAUAACAGUUCUGAAAGUUUGAUAUAUAUACAUAUUAUAUACAUAUAUAUAUUUGACACGGUAUUGAUUGUUCUUGUGCUAAUUUUUAAAUAUUCAUGAUUCCAGCCAAUUUACACUGAUUCUUGUAACUGUAUGCGGUAUCGGUAGUAUACGACAUGUGUAAAUACAAAAUAAAUCUGUCCAAAACGAUUAGGAAUUAAAACAUAUUUAUAAACAUUAGCUUUAAGAGUUUUUAGAUAUAUUCAUGUUUUAAAGAUUAUCAACAGAAGUACGUCGAUAAAUUCUUGUAUUUGUUAUAAUUCGAAUGAAUUUGUAAAAAUUAACCAUAAAAUGAUGUCAUUUUAAUAAAAUACA
Centruroides sculpturatus (bark scorpion) is the source of this 1251-nucleotide messenger RNA. RefSeq lists its product as uncharacterized. The record is from RefSeq and is a predicted model, not a curated record. The transcript has a single exon. The coding region runs from base 137 to 574 and encodes 145 amino acids. NCBI's taxonomy places the organism in Eukaryota, Metazoa, Arthropoda, Arachnida, Scorpiones, Buthidae.